Suillus paluster is the source of this 1158-nucleotide messenger RNA. RefSeq names its product methionine adenosyltransferase. Gene Ontology annotation, molecular function: methionine adenosyltransferase activity; ATP binding. Gene Ontology annotation, cellular component: cytosol. Lineage: Eukaryota; Fungi; Basidiomycota; Agaricomycetes; Boletales; Suillaceae. The record is from RefSeq and is a predicted model, not a curated record. The transcript is spliced from 8 exons. Gene Ontology annotation, biological process: S-adenosylmethionine biosynthetic process. The coding region runs from base 1 to 1158 and encodes 385 amino acids.
AUGGCUGCUAACGGAAACGCGCGUGCUGCUCUUGCACCUGGGCAUCUUUUAUUCACCUCUGAGUCUGUAGGCGAAGGUCAUCCCGACAAAAUCUGUGACCAGGUUUCCGAUGCCAUUCUUGAUGCCUGCCUCGAGCAAGAUCCAUUUUCAAAGGUCGCUUGUGAGACCGCGUCGAAGACCGGCAUGAUCAUGGUCUUUGGAGAGAUCACCACCAAAGCCCAGAUCGAUUUCCAAAAAGUUAUUCGCAACACAAUCAAACAGAUUGGUUACGAUGACUCUUCCAAAGGCUUCGACUACAAGACCUGCAACAUUCUUGUUGCCAUCGAGCAGCAGUCCCCUGAUAUCGCUCAGGGUCUGGACCAUGGCUCUCUGGAAGACCACGGUGCUGGUGACCAGGGUAUCAUGUUCGGUUAUGCUACCGAUGAGACCCCAGAAUUAAUGCCUUUGACCAUCAUGCUCGCACACAAGCUUAACCGUGCCAUGGCCGAUGCUCGCCGAUCAGGUCUUCUGCCUUGGUUGCGCCCCGACUCCAAGACUCAAGAGGGUGGUGCAAUGAUCCCCCUGCGUGUGGACACGGUAGUUAUUUCGACCCAGCACGCAGAGGAAAUCUCCACCGACGAGCUUCGCAAAGAAAUUAUGAGCAAAAUCAUCAAGCAGGUCAUCCCCGCGAACCUACUUGAUGAUCGCAUCGUCUACCACAUUCAACCAUCUGGCCGCUUUGUCAUUGGUGGUCCCCAGGGUGAUGCCGGUCUCACUGGCCGUAAGAUCAUUGUGGACACCUACGGUGGUUGGGGUGCACACGGUGGAGGAGCCUUCUCAGGCAAAGACUUCUCCAAGGUUGACCGUUCCGCAGCAUACACCGCUCGUUGGAUCGCCAAAUCUCUCGUUGCCGCUGGCCUCGCUCGCCGCUGCCUUGUUCAGCUCUCAUAUGCUAUCGGUGUUGCCGAACCCUUGUCUAUCUACGUUGACACGUACGGCACUGGCAAGAAGUCGGACGAGGAGCUCGAGGCUAUCAUUCGCAAGAACUGGGAUCUCCGUCCUGGUGUCAUGGUGCGUGAGCUUGACCUCCAGAAACCCCACUACCUCAGGACCGCGUCUUAUGGCCACUUCGGUAACCCAGCAUACACCUGGGAGAAGCCUAAACAGCUCAAGUUGUAA